GUGACAAUCCGACAUUUCCACGUUCAACGAUUCUUAGAUUUGGGGAGGGCUUGUUUGCUGAUGAGGGUUUCGUGAGGGGUCUGGUGAUGAUGGCCUGGCAGAGGUUUUUGGAAGGCUUGGCCUAUAUUUUGUUGCCAUGAAGGCAGUUACAUCUUUGUACCGAAGCAUAUAUUGGUAAUUUGGUUGAAGUCUGAAUGGAGGACAUUAGUGUCAUCUUAGUCAAGGAAAUUUCUGUCUUGAACUUCCGAAGUUUGUGAAUGCUCCAUAGAAAAAGUUCGAAGGAACCCUGUCAUUUUUUUGUGUGGAAAACGGCUUUGCCUGUUAUCCCCGAGACGGAGAGGAUACUGUCUCCACAGCCUAGAAGUGCGUGAAUUCAAACACUCCUUAUUAGGGUUCUUUCGGAAGUUUCAGGCUCGAAGAAGUCGCCCAAAGUUCUAUUCCGCGUUCGAUGCCUCCGAUCUCUUUUCCCAGGUCCUCUUCGUUGCCGUUCUUUCAACUGCACGCCAUGUUCAACUGAAAAGAACGGCAAGAAAUGUUUAAGGGAGGUUGCUUUCUGAAAAUUGGAUUGAAGAGAAACGGGUUGAUCGCUGUCAAUUGUUUCCCGCACCACCUCCCUUCGAAAUGCCUUCUCUUCUCAACAGCCAUUUUCGAACGGCAGCCACAUCCCCAUUUGCUUAAUGGUGAUCUGCGUUGUAACACGAGCAUCUCUUCUUCUUCUUCCCCUUUACUCGUCUUGGUGGACUACCUGGUCAAUUCGUGGGGCUUCUCCCUUGAAAUGGCUGAAGCCGUCGCGACGGGGUUAGGCAAGCUAAAGACCAUCCAUAAACCGAGAUGCGUUCUCAAUUACCUGAGGGAAUCCGGUUUUGAAGAUGCCCACAUCAAGAGACUAGUCGCUUUCAGGCCUAAGCUUCUUGUGGCGAAUGUAGACAGGACCCUGAAGCCCAAACUCAAGGUUUUCCAGGACCUGGGUUUUCCGGGAAACGAGAUAGGGAAAAUAGUUGCGGCAAACUCUUCGCUUAUCGUACGAAGCUUCGCGCCGUCGGUGGAUUUCCUCAGGACCCUCUUCUGUGGGGAUGAAGACGUAGUGAGGAUCAUUAGGAGAUCCAGGUAUCUUCUUUCGCACGACUUCUCAAGAGAAAUGCCUCGAUGUAUCUCCGUUUUGCAGAAGCACGGAGUUCCCCAACGAGUUACAUCCAGGCUCAUACAGCUAAACCCUUGCUAUCUUUUACAUGACCCAAUUUGGCUCGAGGAGCGCGCCCUGAAGGUUCUUCAGUUGGGCAUUGAUCCUUCUUCUGCUGUGUUUGCUCAUGCUCUCCGCGUGGUCUGCAGCUUGAAUGAAUCCAGUUGGAAUGCUAAAAUUGAAGCCUUCAAGAGCUUCGAAUGGACGGAGGAUAAUGUGGCGUCUGCCUUUCGUUCGACCCCAUGUUGCUUCUCGGUCUCCGAGGCAAGCAUCAGAGCUAAAUUGGAAUUCUUCAAGAGCCAACUCAAUUACGACGCGUCUUUUCUGGCUUCCCAUGCUUAUCUCCUCUGUUUCAGCUUGGAGAAGAAGCUCAUUCCACGUUACAAUUUCUGUCGGGCGUUUAACUCGAAGAAGAUUAGCAAGAAAGACAUUUCCUACAAAAUUGGUUUUCGACUGACUGAGAGGGAAUUCAGGGACCGGUACGUUCUUCCGUACGAAAAUGUUGUUCCUGACAUUUGUGAAGCUUACUUGAAGAGCGUGAGGGAAAAUAACUAGGAAGGGGAGGGGUGUUUCUUCAGUGUUGGUUUCUCUUUUGCAUUGAUCUCCUGUCACCCAGCUGUCCUUCGUUUAGCAAUUUGAGCUAUUCGCGAAGAAACACAUCCAUGUUGCCGCUUCAGAAUUUUCUUUCUGUGAUUAAGGAUGUACGUGAAGUUUAUUUACUUGGCAGAAACUGCUUGUUCAGGAGUUGAUUGUUCUUGUCCUGCUAAGUAAUUUAAUUUACGCAUGCUGUUGCAUUUUAGCGAGAUCAGCAGGCUGCAAUGUCGUCCUCUGCUUAUUUUCAUGUCGUUUUAUGGAUCAAAUUCUCGAUGUGCUUCUUUUC
Molecule: messenger RNA, 2060 nt
Organism: Nymphaea colorata (pocket water lily)
Lineage: Eukaryota; Viridiplantae; Streptophyta; Magnoliopsida; Nymphaeales; Nymphaeaceae
Exons: 1
Coding region: 533-1735 (400 amino acids)
Biological process (GO): regulation of DNA-templated transcription; chloroplast organization
Cellular component (GO): chloroplast
Molecular function (GO): double-stranded DNA binding
Source: RefSeq, a predicted model, not a curated record